UCUCUUCAGUCUUUUACAAUAGACAGAUUCUCCUUCUAAACGGGUUAAAGAUGGCAGCUCUGUGGACAGUCAUGGUUUUGGCCCUGUUUCUCUCAGCUCCACUCAGUGAAGCAGUGGUGAACAAAAACGACUUGGCGAGAUUCGUGAAUGACCUCUUGAAUGUAUACAAGCCAACGUAUCAAGUGCAUGAAGAUGCUCCCAUGUUCAGUUUGGCCAUCAGUAUCCCACUAAAUGCCAUCAGGAGGCAUGACUUCAGCCUUGUGACAGCCGCCGACCCGCCCCAAAAUGUGAGGAGUGCCCUGAACCGUUGUCAGGUAUACACAGGAGCCCGGGUGGUGGGUGCGACCCUCCUCAAAUACCCAGACUUCAUGCGGCAGUGCCCCAAUGAGCCCGUGAGCUGGGACUAUGUCACGCGGAGUUGUCCUGCCGUGCGCUACUGGAGGGACUUUGAGCAGUGCACAAGUGGUGACAUCAGGAGACUCAAGAGGGAGGUGGACGGGCUGGUGCAACAUGCCGAAUACCGUGUCCUGCAAAACUUCCAACAUCUAACCAACAAAAUCAAUCGUGGGAUCCAGAGCACUGACCUCAUGUUGUUUUACAUAUACAAGUCCCCGUGCUCCACUCGAUGCUGCAGCACUGACCAUCUCUUCAGCAUUAUCAACAAAAUGACCAGUGUCAGGCGCUGGAAUAAUUACGCAGUCGUGUUUUCUCAUAUCUUUGUUCCGGGCCAUACGUCAGCUUCAGCAGCCACUCUGGAGCAGGACCGUCGCACUGCGCUGAUGAACCUCGGAAACGGCAUAAACGGAAUCGCAAAUAUCUACCGCUGCACUCCGGGCGCCAGCACGUGCUUCAGCUGUAACGCACCAGGUGGAGUGAACAACGACUGUGUGCGAGCUCCACGCAGCCCCAGUGCUCCCCCUGGAGGCCACUAGGCAGUAAACAGUCAUGGCAGGCAAGGUCACAUUAAAGCUACCAUCCGUAACUUUAUUUGCAGCAGUGUAGAGGGCAUCUAGUGCUCAUAUGUGAGAAUACAACAGGGCCUGGUCUGCCAAUCUAAUUGCAGAUGGUAGUUUUAAAGUGUAGUUACAGCCAAACAAUUCAUUCUCAAAUUAAAAAAAAAAAAAAAUGGGAAAGUUUUAUGACCAACCCAGAGUAGACUUGAUGUGCCAGCACCAUGUAAA
Periophthalmus magnuspinnatus is the source of this 1181-nucleotide messenger RNA. RefSeq lists its product as uncharacterized. NCBI's taxonomy places the organism in Eukaryota, Metazoa, Chordata, Actinopteri, Gobiiformes, Gobiidae. The coding region runs from base 51 to 932 and encodes 293 amino acids. The record is from RefSeq and is a predicted model, not a curated record. The transcript is spliced from 4 exons.